Molecule: messenger RNA, 759 nt
Organism: Malassezia globosa CBS 7966
Lineage: Eukaryota; Fungi; Basidiomycota; Malasseziomycetes; Malasseziales; Malasseziaceae
Exons: 2
Coding region: 1-759 (252 amino acids)
Biological process (GO): endoplasmic reticulum to Golgi vesicle-mediated transport
Cellular component (GO): TRAPP complex
Source: RefSeq, a predicted model, not a curated record
AUGGCAUUGCACGCUUACUCGCUAUGGAUCUUUGAUCGGCAUUGCGAUGUGAUUUACCACCAGGAUUGGUCUCAUCUUCACCAGCGACUCAAUGCCACAGCGUCAAGCGCCUCAUCAUUAACCUCGUCACUUUCCUCGACCCUGCAACUUGUCGGUGGUGGUAGCAGUGAGGCGGACAAGUCCGGUCCUCAUACCGCACCCAAACGCGCACGUGGCGAAACGAUGGAUGGAGUGACGCGGUCCGUUAACGCGGCAAACGACGAUGCUGCUAUCGAUCCACGUCUCUUACCAUUCGAUGAGGAAGCAAAGCUGAUUUACGGUCUCGUAUAUUCACUGCGAAAUCUUGCUCGAAAACUGGGUGGAUCCCAGGAGACAUUUCACAAUAUAUCGACCACUACCUAUUCCCUCACUCAUAUGCAGACGCCCAGCAUGUAUACAUUUGUGCUGAUCACUGAUCCACCACCGCGUGUGUCGGACAAAAGCGCAUUCUUCGGUACGCCAGGUACGACUACAAUCCCUGGCACAAAUGGCAUGAAUCUACGCGGCGUCUUACGCGAGCUGUGGCGCGGACCGUGGGUCCAAUUUGGCGCACAUCAUCCUCUCGUCGGUGCCACGGAACGGGACGCAUUUGGCGUGCAGACGCCGUCCAGUUCCAGCACAUCCAGUCACAUCCAGCGCAAGCGCGGUAUUGAUAAUGAUGCUCUCCGUAAGAGCAUUGAGCGUUUAUUGGCGCAGUACAAACUCCUCCCUACAUUAUAG